Lytechinus variegatus (green sea urchin) is the source of this 1861-nucleotide messenger RNA. It is a transcript of the gene tbce, whose product is annotated as tubulin-specific chaperone E-like. Lineage: Eukaryota; Metazoa; Echinodermata; Echinoidea; Temnopleuroida; Toxopneustidae. Gene Ontology annotation, biological process: protein folding. Gene Ontology annotation, molecular function: alpha-tubulin binding. The coding region runs from base 1 to 1725 and encodes 574 amino acids. The transcript is spliced from 14 exons. The record is from RefSeq and is a predicted model, not a curated record.
AUGGUUAACCAGUUGGAACAGACUAGUAGACUGUUAGUAUGCUGGUUUGUCAUAAUUAGGAAAAAAAAGAGAAAAUGUGUUGCUGUUGUUGUUUUUGCUGCUGAGACACCGCACCGGUACCGGGAUCUACAAAUAGUCGACGAAAAGGUAUUUUCCGAUAUGAAAGUCGAGGUGGGAGAUCGAAUUUUGAGUGAAGGACAAUAUGGAACAGUUAGAUUUGUUGGCCUCAUUCCAUCAACGGAAGGUAUUUGGCUAGGUGUUGAAUGGGAUAACCCUGAGAGAGGAAAACAUGACGGCAGUCAUAAUGGCACUCAAUAUUUCCAGUGCAGCUCACCAACCAGUGGUUCGUUCUUACGCCCAAAGAAAGCCGACUUUGGCAUUCAAUUCCUGGAUGCCGUUUCCUCCCGUUACAUUCCAGAGAACAUCGAAACGGCAGAUUUUGAAGACUCCUUGGCUGUCAGCUGUAAAGCUGUGGAGAUGGUGGGUGCUGAAAAGAUAGCCAGAACACAGAGUUCCUUUGAAAACCUGAAGUCUGUUGCCUUACAUGAGAUGAGAAUCAGCAGAGCUGGAGAUGAGAAGGUUGCUGAAAGAUUACCAAACAUAAAAGAAUUAGAUGUAUCAAAAAACCUUCUACCUUCUUGGGAGGAGCUGUCUAAAAUCACUGCAAGCAUGCAAAAACUAAAAAUAUUAAAUGUUAGUGAAAACAGAUUUGUUCUACCUACCAGUCCAUCUAAUCUUUGUUCUGCCUUUUAUGCAUUAGAAGAACUUUUUCUCAACAGAUGUAAUAUCACAUGGAAAGAGUUGCUGAUGUCUUCAACUAUGUGGCCAAAACUGAAGAAACUUCAUGCAUGCUACAACAGAAUAGCAAAUCUUGACAAACCAUCAGAAGGCACGUUUGAUCACCUUGAGUUAUUGAAUGUGGAGGGGAAUCAGAUUGAGACAUGGGAAGGAGUCUUACAGCUCGGCCAUUUACCAAGGUUGGAAGGCCUGAUACUGAACAACAACAACAUUCCAAAUAUAAUCUUUGAGGAUGCCUCAUUAGAUGAGAAAACAGAGUACUUUAGGAGUCUGAAGUCACUUUCUCUUCACAAUAAUAAAAUAAGUGAGUGGAAUAGUGUGAAUGAAUUGAGGAAACUGCAGUGCUUGGAUGAAUUGAAUAUGAAAAGAAAUCCCCUGGUGCAGAACGAGAAAGCAUCCACUGUUAGAGGUCUCAUGAUUGCCAAGCUGCCUUCACUGUUUCACUGCAACCACAGUGCUGUAUCAGAGGCUGAGAGGAAAGGUUCAGAAAUUGACUACAUGAAGAAAUACCAUGAAGAUUGGUUGAAGAGUGGAGGAGGAAAGGACCAACCUGGCUCAAACCUUCAAGCAGAUUUCAUCAGAAAUCAUCCCACAUAUACAUCUAUCAUCAAGAAGUAUGGAGCCCCAGAUGUGAGUGAUGACUCACAAGCAAAGCCUGGUGCAUUGAAAUCUUCUCUGCUAGAACUCAUUUUAAGCUGCCCUCAACACGCAACCAAGAAAUCUAUCAAGAAAAAACUACCAGUUACCAUGGAUAUCAGAAAAGUCAAGGGAAUGAUUCAGAAACUCUUCAAAGUAGAUGUUGCUGACCAGAAGCUUUCUUAUCUCAGUCCAAAGUUACCUGAUCAGGAGAUUCCUCUAGAUAAUGACCUGAGACAACUGGGAUUCUUUGGUGUUGAAUCUGGAAACACAAUAAUGAUCAGAUGGUGAAAUCAGAUGGAUACUGGAAGGAGAUGGUCCCUGUACGAGCUGACUGGGUAUACAGUCAUUCUGAAUGCAGUGUGAUUUCUGUUCAUAUUUGUAGUGCCAUCUUGGACAUACUAGUAAAUUCAACCUAGUAUCAGAG